UCCCAUCCAUCUCUCUCUCUCUCUCUCUCUCUCUCUCUCGCCAGUGAACGGAAAGGAAGAGAGCGGCAAUCAGAUCAGAUUCCGAGCCUUUUCUUCUCCUUCGGUGGGUGGGAUGGGGAGCAAAGGAGGAGUCGCGCCACCACCAUCGGUGGUCUGUUGCAUGUGCGGCGAUCACGGGUUGGCGCAGGAGCUCUUCCGGUGCAAGGUCUGCCUUGUCCGGUGUCAGCACAAGUAUUGCAGCGAUCUCUACCCAAAAGCCCAAUCCUACGGAGCAUGCAAUUGGUGCCUGAGGGAGGAAGGAGCCAAAUCUCUUGCAAAAGAAGCCGUCAAGGAUCCCAACACCUCAGUCUCUUCUUCCACCAACAUUGAUGUCGGCAACGGCAGCAGUGGGUCAGGAGGAGUCGAGCUUCAUCAUCGAGUCUUCUCAUCGCAGCUCCACAAGCCUAUCAAGAGACCCAAGCUGUUGAACCGAUCUGCUUCGGAUGUCACCGACCGGAGUCGAUCCGGAGAGCUCUCUCCGGGCUCUCGUAGGGCAAGGCAGGCCUUCAGGGGAAAGGUAAGAAGGUAUAAACUCUUAGAGGAGUUCUCUAGCUAACGAGUCCUUUCCCUGUACAUCGACCCAUGGCAUGUGCCAUGUCUUCCCUAAAUAAUGUUACACGAGCCCAGUUACAAGGUGAGGAAUUAAUGUA
Molecule: messenger RNA, 689 nt
Organism: Musa acuminata subsp. malaccensis (wild Malaysian banana)
Lineage: Eukaryota; Viridiplantae; Streptophyta; Magnoliopsida; Zingiberales; Musaceae
Source: RefSeq, a predicted model, not a curated record